AGAAGCUCUUUGUGGCUGAACCAGCUUCAUUUCAACGCGCAUAUUAAUUUAACCUCUCCUAAAAAAAAACACUUCAGUGAUGAACCGUCAGAGCAAUAUUCCGUUUAACCCUUUAGCGGUACCAAUAUGUUCUGCUCCAAUUUAUCUAUCACAGCUACCUGGAAGAGUUCCCCAAGACUUCAUAGCAGCUAUGAACAACAUCCCAGCGAUGUCAGUAGACAACCCAAACAUCCGGACAUCUGACAUUGUUGUUAACACGGUACCACUGCAGAAACGUGCAGUGAAAACCUCUGCUACUAAAUGGAGGUCUUCAUUCAAACCAGUAGGCGAAGAUGGCGACUUUCAAGACCAAAGCACAAGCAGUCCAGAAACGGAGAUUUAUGACCCUUACGACCCCAUAUUGUCAGACUCUGAGCGUGAGAUGCCACCAAGCAAAGACCACAAUCAAUGCCCAUCCAACCAGGAUAACAUGCUGGGGCAAAGACCUUUGUCUCUAAAUAAAAGCUCCCGUACCAAGAGUCGCUGGGAUGUAUCAAUCUUUGAUCUACAGAGACAACACUUAGACCGUGAAACCAAACCCACAGAGAAUCGAGGUCUCAGUCAUACACUGCCUGAACAACGAGCCUAUAGCCAAGACACUGAAUCACUUAAGCAACCAGGGUAUGGCUCAAUAGGUAGACCUCUGGACCACAGGGUCUGCAUCCCUGACAGGAUUAUUCAUGGCUCCUCCACACAACAGUUUCCUGCAUCUUAUGGAGGACAGAGGACCAACGGGGAGGAGACAGUAACCGUGCCAGAAUACAGGAUAGAGAUGACCACUGCUGUUAGAUUAUCCCCAUCCAGGUUACAGCAGGACUUUCAUCAUCAUUUGGGGCAAGCAAAAACAGGACAGGACCACAUCACAUCAUCCAAAAAGGUGACAGGGGACAGGACGAAAAAUAUAAUAAUGGACAAGAACCCGAUCACCUGUGACCUUUGUGAUGUUGAGUUGGCCAAUGCACAGGAGCUGGAGGAUCACUUGGACAGCAGAAGCCAUUGGAAUACACUAGAGUACAUUCAGCAGCAGAAUAAUUAUAGUGAUAUGGCUAUAGCUUUCCUACAGGAAGUCAUGCUGUAUAAAAGCCAUCAGUGUAGCCGGGCCAUAGAGGACAGUGCUCUUCAAUCUCUGCAGGAAAAUGACCACAUGACAAAGGUGGAACUGUUCCACUGUGCGGCUUGCAAUGUCUUCGUGGCCACAUCUGCAUCGACGGUGCAGAGUCACAUUACUUCUCAGGAGCACCUGUCCAACACGACGGAGUUUGAAGUGCAGCAGCGACAUGCUUGCCUCAGCAAAGCAGAAACCAUAAUGAAGGAGCUCCAUCCUCAGUUUGAACAGUUCAUGAAGGGUUGCAGCCCAUUUGAAUGACAGAAUCACUGGAAGCAUCCGCUAUACUGUUUAAACUGAAAUGUUUCUUCAGAUGAAGAACAAUGGACAUCUUCUUCUACUUUUGGCUGUUGCCAUUAGGAGUCACCACAGCGAAUGAUCUGUGGACGUAAAACAGCUAAAUUUGAAUCUCAGCACCACAAGUGCUGAGUCAGUACUCCUGUACAGUACGUUGUGUAGUGAGCAUACUAUGUAUGUGACUUGGCAGAAUAAACUUAAGCAUCAUCACUCCAGGUUUGUUCACACAGCAUGGAUUUUUUUUUAAAUACCUUUGCACAUAUGAUUUGUCAUGUUUGUCCAUAGUAAUAUUAGGGUUCCCAGGGUAU
This is a messenger RNA of Monopterus albus (swamp eel), 1749 nucleotides long. RefSeq lists its product as uncharacterized. Bases 80 to 1405 code for a protein of 441 amino acids. Gene Ontology annotation, cellular component: nucleus; DBIRD complex. Gene Ontology annotation, biological process: regulation of DNA-templated transcription elongation. Gene Ontology annotation, molecular function: DNA binding; zinc ion binding. The record is from RefSeq and is a predicted model, not a curated record. The transcript is spliced from 11 exons. NCBI's taxonomy places the organism in Eukaryota, Metazoa, Chordata, Actinopteri, Synbranchiformes, Synbranchidae.